Pomacea canaliculata is the source of this 742-nucleotide messenger RNA. RefSeq lists its product as uncharacterized. The coding region runs from base 1 to 669 and encodes 222 amino acids. Gene Ontology annotation, molecular function: nucleic acid binding. The record is from RefSeq and is a predicted model, not a curated record. NCBI's taxonomy places the organism in Eukaryota, Metazoa, Mollusca, Gastropoda, Architaenioglossa, Ampullariidae. The transcript has 2 exons.
AUGGCUGCAGAGGGCGACAGUACAGCAGAGGCUGUACGAACGUGUCAUCCAUUCCGUCUUCAGAAACAAGACAACGGGGCGGCCAGCGACCAGCACCUCCACCAUGACAGCCGAUGGGGAGGGGGCAGAAGGCGAGGUUUCUGCAGGUGGUUCAACGUGGCAAGAGGAUGGGGGUUCAUCACACCUGAUAAUGGCGGUCAAGACGUCUUUGUCCACCAUUCAGUUAUUCACAAGGCAGGCUUCCGCAGCCUAGGCAAAGGUGAAUUGGUGGAAUUUGAACCCAGACUGUCAUACAAGGGUGUUGAAGCCACGUUCGUCUGUGGUAUCGGAGGAGUGAAAUGCCGAGGCAGUGAUCGCCGGCCGAUGUCAAAGGAAAAGUUUCAAAACAAGCCUGUGGUGCAACUGCAACAGCGGCAACCACAACGACGGCAGAGCCAACCAGAAGUGACAGUAGCUGUGGUUCCCGAAGUGACAGUACCUGUGGUUCCCGAAGUGACAGUGCCUGUGGUUCCAGAAAUGACAGUGCCUGUGGUUCCAGAAAUGAAAGUGUGUGUGAUGCCAGAUAUGACGGUGCCUGUGGUGCCCGAUAUGACAGUAACUGUGAUGCCAGAAGUGACAGUGCCGGCAGAGCACAGCAAAUUGCAGCGGCUUGCUGUGAGACAGGCAUAAACUCAGAUGCGUAGAAAACUGGUGUGUGUGACACUAUUCACUGACACUGUAGAUAUCAGGUAGAUGUGAUGUA